UAAUCACUCAUGUGGCCAGAGCAGAGAAGCUGCCAGCCUCUUCUCGAAUCAGACUGAGGUCGAGAGAGAGAGUGAGAGAGAGAUAGAGACUGUUUGAAUGUGUCUGGAAACAGCAAUUGUGGACUUCAAAACACAGAUUUGUCAGACUGUUUCCACUUCACACGAACGGACAAAAGGGCACGCUCUGGAAAACCGCAAGUGAAAAUGCCCUCCUGAGACAGACAGAUACGUAAACACACAGGCCUGCUAUCACAGGAGCAUCGGGUCUCUACAACCCUGAGCAUGUGUGGGCAACCUGUACCGGCAUCAUGAUUUCACACUAUCCGCUGGCAUCGCUGCUCCCCUGGCCGCCUGUCCCACACUUUCUGGACCUAGAUGGAGAGGGAGGGGUGGCCCUGCAGAGGUACCAACCACGGUCGCCAGAGAGCAGCCCUCGUUGCUGGAGCUCUGUGCAGGACUGGGGAGAGGAGGUCGAGGAAGGAGCGAUAUACAACGUGACGCUAAAGAGGGUCCAAAUCCAGCAGGCGGCUAACAAAGGCGCAAGAUGGCUGGGGGCGGAGGGUGACCGCUUGCCCCCAGGUCACACAGUCAGCCAGUUGGAGACGUGUAAGAUCAGGAGUAUCCGGGCGGGGACACUGGAGCGCUUGGUAGAGACACUCCUCACAGCGUUUGGUGAUAAUGACCUGACCUACACCAGCAUCUUCCUCUCCACGUAUAGGGCCUUUGCUACUACACAGAGUGUACUGGAGUUGCUGUUGGACAGGUAUGGUUGUUUUGAGGAUUGUGAAGGAGACCGCAAUCAGUGUCGGACUGGUGAGAGCAGAGGCGCUGUGAGAACUGCUUUGGCCUCUAUUCUAAGAGCCUGGUUGGAUCAGUGUCCAGAGGACUUCCAGGAACCUCCAUCAUAUCCGAGCUUGCAUCGUGUGCUGGGUUUCCUGCAGAAGGCCAUGCCAGGCUCAGAGCCAAUGCGCCGGGCUCAGAGUCUGCUAGAACAAUUGCGUGUCCAGGCCAGCCUAGAGAAUGAGACUGAAGGAGGCUUUCAGUACACCAACCCUUUCUGCAUUGGGGAAGAUGAGGAAGUAGAGAUCGAUUUGCAGGAGGACUUCUUCUCCUUCGAGGUUGACCUUGUAGCAGAGCAGCUGACUUAUAUGGAUGCGCUGUUGUUUAAGAAGGUGGUUCCUCAUCACUGUUUGGGUGCUAUCUGGUCUCAGCGAGAUAAAAAGGAUGGCAAACAAAGUGCGCCUACCAUCCGCGCCACCAUCACCCAGUUUAAUGCGGUAACGGCAUGUGUGGUCUGCACCAUCCUCCGUCAGCGACAUAUGCGCCCACAUUUGCGUGCUCGCAUCAUUCAGCGCUGGAUCGACAUUGCACAGGAAUGUCGCAUUCGUAAGAACUUCUCGUCUCUGAGAGCCAUAGUAUCGGCGCUGCAGUCCAACCCCAUCUACAGACUGAAGAGAGUGUGGGCUUCUGUUUCCAAAGAUAGCAUGCAGAUGUUUGAGGAGCUUUCUGAUAUUUUCUCGGACCAGAAUAAUUACCUUACAAGCAGGGAACUGCUAAUGAGGGAGGGCACCUCAAAAUUUGCCAGUCUGGACAGCUGUGCCAAAGAUCACCAGAAAAGAUCCCAAAAGAGACUGCAGUUACAGAAAGACAUGGGUGCCAUGCAGGGGACGAUCCCAUACCUGGGUACAUUUCUCACAGAUCUGACCAUGCUUGAUACAGCACUGCCUGACCAAGUUGAGGGAGGACUGAUUAAUUUUGAAAAGCGGCGCAGAGAGUUUGAAGUGAUCGCUCAGAUUAAGCUCCUGCAGUCUGCGUGCAAUAGUUACUGUCUGACCCCUGAUCCCGCAUUUCUGCGCUGGUUUAAAAGUCAGCCUCAGUACUCAGAAGAGGAGAGCUAUGCGCUGUCUUGUGAAGUUGAAGGAUUGGGAGACAACAGCCCAACGUCACCAAAACCCCGCAAGAGUAUGGUGAAAAGAUUAAGCCUACUCUUCUUAGGAACCGAUGCCACGAACACAAGUUCUCCUGUGAGAGAAAGUCCUCGAUCGCCACCUAUUGGCAGCUCUGGGGAGAGCAUGGACUCGGUCAGUGUGUCUUCCAGUGACUCUAGUCCCUCAGAGAGUGAAGGCAUGACACCCACACACUCUGUAGACACUCAUCUGAAGAAGCUGUCCGAUUCUUCCUCCUGCACCUCAUUGCACUCCAUGGACACGUCCUCUUCUACAGCCAGCACUUCCACAUCUCUGGCCUCCCCGACCCUGUCCGGGCCCCCCUGCAUGCACCGGCGCUCGAUCUCGCUGACGCCCAUGUCCCCAACAUCACCCGGUUUUCCGCCUGCCUAUAACACACAAGCUCAGGAUGCAUGCAUCAUCCGAGUAAGCCUUGAACAAGGAAACGGAAACCUCUACAAGAGUAUCAUGCUGACCAGUCAGGACAAAACUCCAGCGGUGAUCUCUCGAGCAAUGGCCAAACACAACCUGGAGGAUGAGCAGGCUGCCGACUACGAGUUGGUGCAAGUCAUCUCUGAGGAAAGAGAAUUGGUCAUCCCUGACAACGCCAACGUGUUUUACGCCAUGAGCACAUCUGCGAACUUUGACUUCCUGUUGCGUCUGCGUGGUUCCGAGGGGCGGCCGGUUCAGCUGCGCAGCCGCUGCAGCUCCACACUACCGCGCACGCAGCAACGCUCCAGUCUGUCCCUCAGACUCAGCAAGGUCACACUGUGACCCCUGACCUUUUUAUGGACCAAGCUUUGUAAAAAGACUACAGCAGGUGGAGUACUCGAAAAUGGGCUAUUCCAAGGGGAGUUUAUUGACUUCAAAAACAUUUCAGAACUAAUUUUGGCAUCUCACACACAUUCUGCCAUAUGUCAAAUAUUAGCAUGUGCCUCCGCCUCCCCAUCUAGCCCACAAGUAAAGAGACACAUCCCAACCUCCCUAUUGCUGGAUAUUUUGCACACAUGCAGGAAAGCUUCCUGCUCCUCAUCAGUAUUUGCAUAAGAGCACAUCUCUUCCCAGCCAAAUAAGAGGGGAAUGAAAAAAAGCUGUGGGAAGAGAAAUCAAACGACAGCCAUGUUGCCUUGAUCAGCGGUAAUGAUGGAACUCUUGCGUCAGUAUUGAAGAUGAUCUGCAGUAGCUGUGAUGUCGUCGUCAUCGUCGUCAUCAACGUGUCUUUCUCCUGUUCACUUGUGCACUGUGUGGACAAGGUGGACUGCAUCCCUACACUUAAAAUGCUUAGGCUCACUGAGAAUCCAUAGAAUUGCAUUUAAUUUCUAUCUUUAAGGGCAAAAUGGUUGCUUUUAAAUAUUACAACCUUUAGGUAUCUAUAAUGAAACAAGGUUUCCUAAUGCUGCCUUUAUUUGUUUUCUGCUUAUUCUAAGCAUUUUAUCUCUAUUUCUGUGUUUCUCAUAUUGUGAGCUGUGUGACGAAUGCCGAAAAUAAGCAUUCUGAUUGGUUCCUGCUUGGUUUUAUCAAGUCUGUGGUGUUCCCUUUCACGAUUGGAUCCAUGUUGUGUCUUUAA
Molecule: messenger RNA, 3513 nt
Organism: Labeo rohita (rohu)
Lineage: Eukaryota; Metazoa; Chordata; Actinopteri; Cypriniformes; Cyprinidae
Gene: rgl1
Product: ral guanine nucleotide dissociation stimulator-like 1
Exons: 18
Coding region: 309-2720 (803 amino acids)
Biological process (GO): positive regulation of GTPase activity; Ras protein signal transduction
Cellular component (GO): plasma membrane
Molecular function (GO): guanyl-nucleotide exchange factor activity
Source: RefSeq, a predicted model, not a curated record